Alternaria atra is the source of this 1212-nucleotide messenger RNA. RefSeq lists its product as uncharacterized. The coding region runs from base 1 to 1212 and encodes 403 amino acids. The transcript has a single exon. Lineage: Eukaryota; Fungi; Ascomycota; Dothideomycetes; Pleosporales; Pleosporaceae. The record is from RefSeq and is a predicted model, not a curated record.
AUGCCUAACGGAAAUUGGAUCCUCGGCGACCUCUUCACAAAGGAUUACGGGCACCGCAGCAGCAUUCAGAAACUUUGGGAACAACGUUGGAAGUUCCCAUGCACCAAAGGCGUCUACCCUUUCCACGAUGGAAAGUUUGAAGACUUUGAACCCAUUUUCAAACAUCUCAUCAACAACAACGUCAAUGACCCUUAUGACGAUGCAUACACCAACGCUUUCUUGCCAACGGCGCAACGUCUAGCGAAAGAAGCCAAGGAUAUGGAAAGCAAAGACAAGGAGGCGGCGAAAAGGCUAUACCUGAACGCAAACGCUGUAUACAGAUUGGCGAGAUUUCCAUACAUCGGCACCGAGCUGAAGAAGAAGGUUUUUGAGGAGCAGAAGGAAGUCUACUUCCGCGGCGCACAGCUGUGGGACAUUCCACUCGAGGAGGCCGUGGUAACGCAUAAGCAUGCCUCGAACGGUGAUGGCGACAAGAUUCCAUUGUACAUUCGCAAACCCACAGGACACGGCCCAUUCCCAACAGUCCUGUUAAUCACAGGCCUUGACGGCCAUCGUCCAGACAACACCGAGCGCACACAGGAACAUCUCAAUCGCGGUUGGGCGACAGUGAUCUGCGACAUCCCAGGUACCACUGUCGACUGUCCAGCCAACAAGCGCGACCCGUUAUCACCUGACCGAUUCUUCACCAGUAUCUUAGAUUGGAUCAAAGAAACACCAUACCUCAACGAGAAGAAGGUCAUCGCAUGGGGACUCUCAGCAGGCGGCUACUACGCCAUCCGCCUCGCCCACACUCACCGCACCCAACUCAUCGGCAGCGUAGGCCACGGCGCAGGCACACACCACUACAUCGGCCGCGAAUGGCUCGAGCAAAUCGACAAGCAUGAAUAUCCUUUCGGCCUCGAACAAGCUUACACGCAAAAAUAUGGCUACUCGUCAUUCGAAGAGAUGAAAGAGAAGUGUCAGGAUGAAUUCUCUCUCGUCUCAGGUAAAGGCGAGGGUGUGGCUGUGGUGGCGCAAGGUAUGAAGAGCUGUAGGCUGUUGCUUGUGAAUGGUAUGUUGGAUGGGUGUAUGCCAAUUGAGGAUAGUAUGUUGUUGGCGGAAUACGGGAGUCCGAAGGAGAUGCGGUUCAUGCAGCAGAGGUUGCACAUGGGGUAUCCUGAGGCGAAUAGUACCGUGUAUCCGUGGAUGGAGGAGAUCAUGGGGAGCAAGUAG